CUCAUUUCUUUAUUCACCACAGCAUAUUAUUUAUAGAGCUAACCAAUAGCUUGUCAUUUUACCUCGUACCUGAAACGCAUGCAUUGAAUUGGUUGUGAGAUCCAUGGGCUAGUGCCCUGCUUCAUUGUGACUUUCGGUUUCACGGAACGAGCGAGAGAGCAGCCCUCCACGGCGAGGUAGAUAAAGGGACUCAGUGGAAGCUGUUUGGCCAUUUGGAAGCUCCAAUUGUGCGCUUCUGCGUCCAUCUAUGCUUUACGUUCGCUCACGUGGCAUCUCAAACUCAUCUACGACAACGCUCAUGACUAUUCCACUCGCUCACAAAUCAGCGUAACCUCUUCAGCAACGAUAUCCGAUAUGUCCAAAACACCAACAGGUCUAAACGACUCGAUCUGGGCCAUAAACGGCCGCUCUCGUCUCGCAAACUCAGCUCCUUCAACGCGCUCGUCGUCACAGCCUUUAGCACGCGCAUCCUCGCAACCUUCACAACCCCCACCAUCCUCAGCCCCUCCAAGAAACCCAGUUUCAAUAUCAACAUCGACAACGCGCUUGAACCCAACACAGGCCUUUCACCGCUUUGAACAAGCCUGUCAGCGUCUACGGUGGAAGUACCUCGAUUUACAGACUUCGUACCACCGCGCGCUGAAUCCAGAGGAAUUUGGGUUUUUGGUCACGGAUGCUGAGCGGAAUUUUAAAGUUGACUUCCAUGAGUUUUACGCAUGGAUUGAACAAGCGCUUGUUCUUCUCCUGAUGGUUUUCGGCAUAUCAGUAUCGCGCGGCAAUUCGUUCAAGACGGGAAAUCACACGUAUCACGAGAAUGUGCUCAUUGAGUUAGAAAUGCCAGAUUGUCCGGUCCACGAGGCGCUAGGCAGAGGGGAAGUGAACCAAGCUCUUCGUAAGGCGAAAGAGCUUCGGAAUCGUUGGAAGGAUGUUGCUGAUGGCAAGGAAACGCCGCCGUUAAAGAUGUAUGAUCUGACGUGGCUUGUAGGACAGAUCUUGGGAGGGUUGGAGAUUGGGUAUGGCAUUGCCGCGGGGAGAGUGCAGGAGGCGAUGCAGAGGCAGUGGGGUGAUGGGGAUGAACAUAUGGGCAUGGGAGAGGUUCAGGUUGAUGAUGAGUGGGAGUGGAUGGUUGAACCAAUGGAUUGGGAGGUUGCGUAGGGGUAAUAACAGUGCUUGGAUGAUGAAUUGGAUGGAUUGGAGUGAAAAUACAUAGCGUAAGAUAGAUAUUCAUCGUCUGUAGACAUAUCGAAUAGUCGUAAUGGACCAUAGAGGAGUCUAUCACUCAUGAAUCAUCACGUCAAGGGCUCCAUACAAGGACAGGC
Messenger RNA from Fusarium oxysporum Fo47, 1319 nucleotides. RefSeq lists its product as uncharacterized. NCBI's taxonomy places the organism in Eukaryota, Fungi, Ascomycota, Sordariomycetes, Hypocreales, Nectriaceae. The coding region runs from base 355 to 1155 and encodes 266 amino acids. The transcript has a single exon. The record is from RefSeq and is a predicted model, not a curated record.